Molecule: messenger RNA, 1542 nt
Organism: Megalops cyprinoides (Indo-Pacific tarpon)
Lineage: Eukaryota; Metazoa; Chordata; Actinopteri; Elopiformes; Megalopidae
Product: RNA/RNP complex-1-interacting phosphatase-like
Exons: 8
Coding region: 215-1294 (359 amino acids)
Biological process (GO): protein dephosphorylation
Molecular function (GO): protein tyrosine/serine/threonine phosphatase activity; polynucleotide 5'-phosphatase activity
Source: RefSeq, a predicted model, not a curated record
CAAAGAACAUGAUAUUGUGGGUGUGCUCGGGCACUUUAAGUUUAACCUUUUAAAUUAAUUGUGUUCUAUCAUAGUUUGCCAAGUUUUCAUCCGCGUAGAUCUGAUAUGCCCGCAAGAGCGUCCAGUUCAGAUGUCGACACAAAUCGUUUCAGUUUCGCUUGGAGUUACCGAAAAACAAAGCCGGUGUUUUCACACUCACUAGCUCAUCAGCUCCAUGUUUUCUUUGGUAAAGUAUGGUAUCAUAUUUGUAGGGGUGAAGAAUCUCUUUACCCCUAGUUUGAGGGUAUUGAUGAACGUGCCGUCGAAAAGGAACAAAAUUCCAGACAGAUGGACAGAUUAUAAAGCUUUGGGAAGGAGGAUCCCCGGUACACGAUUCGUUGCAUUUAAGGUCCCCCUUAAACAGUCAUUCAGGAAACGGCUGCCUUCCUUGGAGGCCUUUGGUCCCUUUGACCUGGUACGAUUACUGAGGGAAGAGAAGGAGGAACUGGGCCUCAUCAUUGACCUUACAUUCACCACACGCUACUAUAAGCCCACGGAUUUGCCAGACAGUCUGUACUAUCUGAAGAUCUUCACUGCUGGACAUGAUGUGCCAAGUGACCCCACUAUCCUGAGAUUUAAAAAGGCAGUCAACAGAUUUCUGCGGGAAAAUAACAACAAUGACAAACUAAUUGGAGUACAUUGCACACAUGGGUUGAAUCGUACUGGUUAUCUGGUGUGCAGGUAUCUCAUUGAUGUUGAAGGGAUGGUUCCAAGUGAAGCUAUCGCAUGUGAGUAUACUGUGUUAAACAAACAAACCAAAACAAAUAAUGGAAUAGUUGUUUACUCACAGGUUCAUGUGUUUGAUGUGGAGUCGACAAAAAAAGAUGACUCUUUACAAGGCACUGGCAUUUGUCCCUCACAAGUUUUGUGUUCAUUUCGUGCAUGCUCAGUGUUCAACAGGUCACGAGGUCACCCCAUAGAAAGAGAAAACUACCUUGUGGACUUGUGCUGUGGUCCAAAGAGAAGCAAUGAUGGCAUGGAGGAGCCAGACCAGGAACCCAUUCGGGGUAGUGUUAGCUGUAGGCAGGAGGACUCUCCUAUCCAAGGAUCCUCACCCUUAAGCGAGAAAGUGCCUUCCCAUGAACACAACAUGCCACUGAAUCAUAGGGGUAUGAAAGAAGAUCAAUAUUCUGCUGGCCCUGCUCAUCCACCUCCUCUUCCACCUUAUGAGAUCUGGCCUACGAGACCCUGUGCUCAGGAACAGGGCUGGAGCAGGACUGACAUUUGUUUCUGGUUUAAAAUGCUGAAAGAUUGAUUUCUCUCUAUGGUUUGUCUGAUUUGGUAUCUGGUCCUUAUAACUAACCAUUUAUUGAUGCUUUUAUUGAUGCUACUGUUUUAAUAUGUAAUGUCAUAAUUAAUGACAAAUAUAGGCUUUUUAUCAAGUGCAUUUGGAGAGUCAUUGAAUUUAUUUUCCAUAUAGCAGGUGUUCAGGAUGUGCCCAGUUUUGGCAGUAGCAUUAUUGCUGUUGUAUAGGAAAGUGAUUUGUCGGGCCAUUUAACAUGA